Molecule: messenger RNA, 2419 nt
Organism: Eucalyptus grandis
Lineage: Eukaryota; Viridiplantae; Streptophyta; Magnoliopsida; Myrtales; Myrtaceae
Product: shaggy-related protein kinase theta
Biological process (GO): signal transduction; protein phosphorylation
Cellular component (GO): cytoplasm
Molecular function (GO): ATP binding; protein serine/threonine kinase activity
Source: RefSeq, a predicted model, not a curated record
UGGAGAGAGAGAGAAGAGAGAGAAACAGCAGCUCCAUUUUCGAUCGAGAGAGAGAGAGAGAAACAACGAGCGAGCGAGCGAGCGAAGGAGGGAGCCAGAGAGAGAGAAAGGAGAGAGAUUUGUGCUGUGUGCUUAUAUAGAUUUCGAUCCGUUUCUGUUUUGCCAACCGAGACGAGAGAGGAGCGAGCGGGGAAGAAGGGGGAGGAGGAGGAGGAGAGAGAGAGAGCAGAGAGAGGAGAGAGGAGAGAGAGAGGGAAAGGAGAGCCUUCGCAUCGCGUCGCGUCGCGUCUUCUUCGCCCUUUCUCCCUUGCCGGAGGGAGUUCGCAUCCUCCGUUUUUCCGAUCCCCGUUCCUCCCGAAGCUUUCCUUCCGGGAUUCCCCCCCACCCACCCUUCCUCCCACCUUUCUUUUCCACCCUUCCCGAAGCCGCCGGCGGUUGGGUCGGGUGCUCCGUUCGGGGUUCGGCGAAGAUGAAUAUGAUGCGCCGGAUCAAGAGCAUUGCGUCGGGACGCACCUCCAUAUCCUCCGAGCCCGGUGGGGAUUCUGGUACAAAAAGGGUGAAGGUUGAUCAAGAAGCUCAUCACAGGGAUAAUGUGGACCAGCUUUUGCACUCUGUCGAGAGAGGUGCUACAGGUCUAGAGCAGCACAUGGCUUCCACAUCUUUGGAAGCGGUUGCAGGAACUUCCAGUAAAUCGUCAGUUUCUAAACACAGUGAUGAUCAGGUUCAUAGAGGAGGGCACGAGACAAGAAUUAAAGAUGACAAAGCAUUUCAUGAUGACAAGGACUGUGAACCAGCUGUAAUUAAUGGACAUGGAACUGAAACAGGCCACAUUAUUACAACAACAGUUGGUGGCCGAGAUGGACAACCCAAACAGACUAUCUCAUAUAUGGCAGAGCGUGUAGUUGGCACUGGCUCAUUUGGUGUUGUCUUUCAGGCAAAGUGUUUAGAAACAGGGGAGACCGUUGCUAUCAAGAAGGUGUUGCAAGAUAAGAGAUAUAAGAAUAGAGAACUUCAGAUCAUGCGCAUACUUGAUCAUCCUAAUGUCGUCCUACUGAAGCACUGCUUCUUUUCAACCACUGAAAAAGAUGAGGUGUACCUCAACCUUGUUUUGGAGUAUAUCUCUGAAACAGUCUAUCGAGCUUCAAAGCAUUAUGUUAGAAUGAACCAGCACGUGCCAAUCAUUUUUGUGCAGUUGUACGCAUACCAGAUCUGUCGCGCAUUAAACUACUUGCAUAACGUGGUUGGGUGUCAUCGUGACAUCAAGCCUCAGAAUCUACUGGUGAAUCCCCACACUCAUCAGUUGAAGAUAUGCGACUUUGGUAGUGCAAAGAAGUUGGUCCCAGGAGAGCCCAAUAUAUCAUAUAUAUGCUCGCGAUAUUAUAGGGCUCCAGAGUUGAUAUUUGGGGCCUCAGAAUAUACAACUGCAAUUGAUAUGUGGUCUGUUGGUUGUGUCUUGGCCGAGCUUCUUCUGGGACAUCCACUGUUUCCUGGAGAGAGUGGUGUUGAUCAGCUUGUGGAAAUAAUAAAGAUUCUGGGGACGCCUACCAGGGAAGAAAUUAAAUGCAUGAAUCCAAAUUAUUCGGAAUUCAAGUUUCCUCAGAUUAAAGCUCAUCCUUGGCACAAGGUGUUUAACAAGCGGUUGCCUCCUGAUGCAGUGGAUAUUGUAUCAAGGCUACUCCAAUAUUCACCAAAUCUACGUUGCACUGCUUUGGAGGCCUGUGCUCAUCCUUUCUUUGAUGAUUUGAGAGACCCGAAUGCGACCUUGCCCAAUGCACGUGCCCUACCGCCCCUCUUUGAUUUCACAGCUCAAGAAUUGGCAGGUGCACCCUCUGAGCUGCGCCACCGCCUCAUUCCUGAGCAUGCGAGGAACUGAGCUCCAAUAAUCUUCCUGCAUCAUCAUCAGGAACAUGAGAUUCUUGGGUACUUGUCUACACUACACGAAGUUCAAACAUUCUUUAGCCUUCAGCUUCGACUGAGCUUAUAUGUGUAUGCUGGGAAUGGAGUCAAGUUAGUGGAUAGGCUUGUCAAUCUAGGAAUUUCUCAUAAAUCGACCUCUGAGUAGAGUCUUGGAGGAAAAGGUGGAGCUGCCGAACGAGACCCGGCCACGUUCUACAGGAACAUCGAACAGGAAUCGUCGAGGCUCAUUGCUGAAAUCAUCGCCAUGCCAAUUCUUUGUUUUAUUUACUUUCUUUUUAUUUGGGGGUGGGGGUGGGGGUGGGGGUGGGGGGUGGGUUUGCAUUUUUUUUCUUCUUUCUUUGGCUAUUGUUUUGCUGGAUACAGCGCGCGCUGGGGAGUGAGUUUGUAAUGUAGACUAACAUGAUGCAAUCGCUUAGUGCGUCCGGCAUGACGUGGGCAUGUAUUUCAACACACGUUAUCGAUUCGAUAGCACUAAUAGCAGCAUAUGAUAAUUUAAGCUCUA